Messenger RNA from Contarinia nasturtii (swede midge), 487 nucleotides. Its product is annotated as phosphatase and actin regulator 2-like. The record is from RefSeq and is a predicted model, not a curated record. The transcript has a single exon. NCBI's taxonomy places the organism in Eukaryota, Metazoa, Arthropoda, Insecta, Diptera, Cecidomyiidae. Gene Ontology annotation, biological process: actin cytoskeleton organization. The annotation marks the transcript as partial. Gene Ontology annotation, molecular function: actin binding.
AAACCACCCUGUUCGCUUUGGCUUGGGAGUAUCGAACAAUUUAGAGAAUAAAGAAAAUUCUCAUCCUUUUGUAAUUCGCGAAGAUACAAGUACUGAUAGUGAUCACAGUGAUGGACCAAUAUUGUUUCGCGAUGAUACUCCUAUGAGUGAUAAAUCCACAACUAAACUAGCACGAAAAGAAAGCCUUUCAUUGAAGUUGUCACUGCGACCAAACAUGGAGGAAUUGAUUAAUAGAAAUAUUUUACAUAUGCAAAGUGAGAAUGAAAGACAAGAAUCAAAAGAGGCAAUUGGUGCAAAAUUGAUAAGACGACUAUCAAUGAGACCUACCCCGGAAGAAUUAAUUGAGCGCAAUAUUUUAAAAAGUCAAUCUCCAGCUGAAGAAAAGAAACAAAAGGAGGAAAAGAAAAGAUUUCUCCUACGAAAACUUAGUUUCAGACCAACCGUGGAUGAGCUCAAAGAGAAAAAAAUAAUUCGAUUUAACGAAUUU